AUGAUCCCUCAAAUUCUCCGAGUGUUGCAACUUCAAAAUGAUCCUUCUGCUAGCACGGAUGGUUUAAUUCACACCAAUCGAUAUGUCGUUACAAUGACUUUGUUUUCAAUGCAGCUUGUCUAUGUACUUGUUAUUUUUCUUAUUCGAUCGCUCCAAAUUAACCUUAGCAUCAAGAUGAAUUCUACGCUGGUGGAUGCAAUUUACUCGAAAUCGCUCUAUAUUUCUACCAAAUCUCGUCAAGAAUUUUCUGAAGGAAAAAUCAACACGCUUGCCACUGCGGAUGCCGAAGCAAUUGUUGGAUUCCCCAUCGGUCUGAACAAUCUUUUGGCUGAUGCUGUUCAAAUUGGUCUUGCUCUCUACUAUAUUUCUCGUGUCUUUGGAUAUGCUACAUGGGUUGCUGUUGGUGUUUAUCUCGGCCUUACUCUCGGUCAAUUGGUCGCUGCUCCAUUUUUGGCUAAUCAAUUCAAAAACUACAUGGCUGCAAUGGACGAUCGCACAAAAAUCAUUCGUGAGUUCUUGUACGGUAUCAAGAUCAUCAAGUUCCAAGCCAUUGAAUCUAUUUUCCUUAAAACCAUUAAUGCAUCGCGCUUGAAUCAGCUAUCGGGUUUGAGCAAAUUGACCACCAUGCUUGUUUGGUUAUUCAGCGCCAUUAUUAUCCAGCAGAAUCUUGUGCCUACCGCGUCAAUCAUGGUGUACGCUACGCUAGGAUACCCUAUCACUGCUGAGAAUAUUUUUGGUGGCUUGGCAUUGUUUGAUGCACUUUUAGGACCAUCGGGGUCCAUUGUCUCUCAAUUUGCUUCAGUUUUGCAAUUCGGGGUAUCGUUCAAACGCGUCAGGUCUUUUAUAAUUGCUGAAGAAACUCGACCCAAUGAGGAAACUGUUAUUCUCCCCUCUAAUCAAACUCCCAAUGGUAGUGCGCUCGAAUUUGUCAAUGCUACAUUCACUUGGGAUCCAGCUCUUUCAGAAUCUCAAAAAGCUGCUCCGUUUUCACUCGAAAGGAUAACUUUACGCAUUCCUCAUGGUGCUUGCGUUGCAGUUGUUGGAUCUGUUGGAAGUGGCAAAAGUUCUUUUCUUUCUGCUCUUGUUGGUGGAAUGCGCAAAACUAGUGGCAGCUCUACCAUGUAUGGCUCUGUCGCCUACUGUGCUCAGGAACCAUGGAUUCAAAGCGGUACCAUUGAAGACAAUAUUCUUUUUGGAAACGAUUCAGCUCGUUUAAAUCUCCAAAAAGCCGUGUCUGCUUCCUGCCUUGAACACGAUCUGGAACUGAUGCCAAACGGUCUUGGCACUCGGAUUGGCGAAAAAGGCAUCAACUUGUCAGGCGGUCAAAAAUCUCGCGUUGCUCUUGCUCGUGCUAUUGCUCAUGAUGCUGAUAUUUACCUUCUCGAUGAUCCCAUUGCUGCGCUUGAUGCUCAUGUUGGAAAAGAUGUAUUUGACAAUGCUAUUCGCGGCACACUUAGGAAGAAAACCGUUAUCCUUGCCACCCAUCAACUUCACCUACUCCCCAAAGUCGACAUGAUUGUUUUGCUAAAGAAUGGUCGUAUCUUAGAAAGCGGAACAUUCAGGGAGCUGAUGUCCAAGUCUAACAGCGGUCUUUCUGAUCUCAUGAAAAACUAUCACGUUGACGAUGCAGAGAAAAGCAACCUAGCUGUUAACACAGCUGAUCCCAAUGCCAGUACUAUUGGAAGAACUGCAAAGUAUCAAAAUGAAAACGCUGUGGAUGAGGAUCGUCGGGUUGGGCGAGUCAGCAAAGCAACCCUUAGUUCUUACUUUGCUUCUUGCGGGAAAACCAUAGUCGCAUUUUGCUGUAUGAUGGUAGCUGUUGGAUUGCUUUUGACUACUUUCUCUCGCAUCUACCUUGCACUUUGGACAAAUGACAAGCUUCAUCUCUCGCAAAAAGAUUAUCGAAACUAUUACGCGAUCAUUGGUGCUCUAGAUGCUAUAACGUUUUGCCUUGUAUCCGGGUUUAUUUUCUUUGCUACGUAUAGAGCAUCAGUGAUUUUCCACAAUCUGGCUCUCAAUGGUUUGAUGAAGGCGCCAAUGAGUUUCUUUGAUAGCCAGCCCGUUGGACGUAUUCUUAACCGAAUGACAGUUGAUGUUCGCUCUCUUGAUAUGAAUAUGGCUAUGCCUUUUAUUAAUAUCAGUGGCAACUUGGUGACUUUUGUUUCAAGUAUCAUUAUUGUAGCCUAUUCUUCUAGCUAUCUUUUACUUCAAUUUUCAGUCUUUUCCUAUUAUGCAUAUAGCAUGUUUCAAUACUUCACUACAUCGUAUCGUGAGCUCAAGCGACUGUCAUCCAUCAUGAAAUCACCACUGCUCUCGCAUAUUUCUGAAUCAUUAACUGGCGUAGAUUCCAUCAAGGCGUUUGGAAUGCAGAAGCAGUUUAUUGAGCAAGCCCGACUAAAAGUAGACAUGUCAAAUUCAUCCACAAUGAUCAUGUCCAGCGCGCAGUUCUGGCUUGGGUUCAGACUUGACAUGCUCACUGUACUUGUGAUUUUUGUUCUGCUGAUACUUGCAGCUACCAAUGUGUCCCAUCCUUCCUCAUUGGGUGUUGCAUUGAUUUCUGGAUUAUCAAUUGGGGAAUCAUUGAAUGCGCUUAUGCAGCUGAUUAGUCAAAUUGAAGCAUCGUUCAACUCUGUCGAGCGUCUCAACUACUAUGCUCAUGAGUUGCCCAAAGAAGCUGCGCGUUCGCUGCCCAACGAUCCCAAAAAUGGUACUUGGCCAUCACACGGUGCUGUUUCUAUCAAUAGUCUUAAAGUUUCAUAUCCUAAUCGUCCAGACUACCUUGUGAUCAAGGAUCUUUCCAUAAACAUUAUCCCUGGAGAGAAAGUUGGUGUUGUUGGUCGUACUGGUUCUGGUAAAUCCACGCUCAUGUCUAUUUUGUGUCGUAUCAUGGAGCCCAACCAAGGAAUUAUCGAAAUAGAUGGCAUCAAUAUUGCUACUCUCGGACUAGAUACUCUUCGAUCCAACAUACAGAUUAUUCCUCAAGAACCUAUCUUGUUUAGGGGUACUAUUCGAUCCAAUUUGAGCAUGCAAUCCAAGUACUCGGACAGUGAAAUCUGGAAAGCGUUGGAAAUGGUUGGUCUUAAAGAAUACGUUUCGGCACUUGGUGAAAAGCUCGAAGAUCCUAUUCUUGAAAACGGUAACAAUAUGUCAGUCGGUCAACGUCAACUCAUGUGUCUUUGCAAAGCGAUUCUAGCCAAGCCAAAACUUCUGAUCAUGGAUGAAGCCACUGCAUCAGUUGAUUCUGUGGCCGAUUCUCGUAUCCAAGACUCGAUUGAAACGCUUUUCAAAGACACGACAGUAUUAAGUAUUGCACAUCGGCUCAACACGAUUGCUGCUUUUGAUCGAGUGCUAGUGCUUGAUGAAGGCGUUGCUGUAGAGUUUGAUGCACCUCAUGUUCUUCUUGGUCGUAAAGAGUCAGUGUUUAGCGAUCUAGUGAGUGCUACUGGAGCUGUCAAUGCUGCAAUCAUCAGACAGGUGGCAUCUGAGCACUAUUUUAAUUAUGACGAAUAG
This is a messenger RNA of Batrachochytrium dendrobatidis JAM81, 3510 nucleotides long. RefSeq lists its product as uncharacterized. Lineage: Eukaryota; Fungi; Chytridiomycota; Chytridiomycetes; Rhizophydiales. Gene Ontology annotation, molecular function: ABC-type transporter activity; ATP hydrolysis activity; ATP binding. Bases 1 to 3510 code for a protein of 1169 amino acids. The transcript has 3 exons. Gene Ontology annotation, biological process: transmembrane transport. Gene Ontology annotation, cellular component: membrane. The record is from RefSeq and is a predicted model, not a curated record.